GCGACUCUCCGGCAGCAGAACCAGUACGGUGACGGUAAUUUCCUCAAUUUACACACCAAUUCCGAUUCGACGACCACGUCGCAGCAGCAGCAGCAAGGGUCGAAUCAGUGGCUCUCGAGAUCAAUUCUUCAGCGCAACGAAGUGCAGGUCUCGAACGAUUCGAUGAUGGCUGCUGCGGCGAUAUCGCACGAAUCGGCUGAUUUGAACAACAAUAAAGUGGAGAACAAUGGAGGAGAGAUAACAGGGAGCGAUGUUCGUGGUGGCGAGGGAGUUAUGAAUUGGCAGAGUGCUAGGCUCAAAUCUGAAAUUCUGGCGCAUCCGCUUUACGAGCAGUUGUUAUCGGCUCAUGUUGCGUGCUUGCGUAUCGCAACACCGGUGGAUCAGUUGCCGAGGAUUGACGCUCAGCUCGCUCAAUCGCAGCACGUGGUGGGGAAGUAUUCGGGUCUCGGCCAUGGUAGCAUUGGCGAUGAUAAGGAGCUCGAUCAAUUCAUGUGAUAGACAAUUACUUAUUGGAGCUGAGACUGUUGAUAUGAAAAAAUGGCCAAUAUUGCUGCGUAUUCAUUGAGUGUUACUCAUGAUUGAGAAGCUUUGAACUGCAGUUUUGAGAAAAUAUUUACUGAAUUUGGAUUACAUGGGGGCGAAAAAUUUAAAUUUGGAACUACGUAGUAAAAAAAUUUCAACAGCAUACUUCUCACAAUAAUGGACUGACUCUAUGAGCAAUGACUACAAAAUGCACCGCUGAUGAUGGAGAUUGCCGUAAACUGAGGUUCUCCUGAAACCUAAGAGUCUGUGAGCCUUGCUCUUGACCUUAGAUACGAUUAGAAUCAAUAGCAACGCUUUCUUCUUCUUGUUCUUCUUUAAGAAAUUAAUUGACGCGAACAAUAAAUCUCAUAACCUCUGAUUGAGAAAGCUU
This is a messenger RNA of Camellia sinensis, 913 nucleotides long. The record is from RefSeq and is a predicted model, not a curated record. NCBI's taxonomy places the organism in Eukaryota, Viridiplantae, Streptophyta, Magnoliopsida, Ericales, Theaceae.